CCAUCUCCUGCCACGAUGCCACAUUACAACCCUAGAACUGUAUUGAAUUGCAUACACUCGCCCGAACUCUACCACCAUGAACCGUCCGGAUUUCGCAAUGACGACGGGGGAUGAAGACGACACCCAAAGUUACCGGACUCCCCUCUCGUUGAUCAUCAAGACUAUCGUCACCCACGGAUUUGCUUUGGCAUGCUACACCUACACAUCCAACCUACUGCGCCGGCCAAUGCGUAACAACAUCUACGUCUUACGUGUCCUUUUCUUUGCAUUUGUCCCCACGCUUCCGCUCGUUGAAUUAGUCGGUUCCGCAAUCAGAUCUCUGGCCCAGUUCAUACGGAACUACGAGGACGACGAUGAGAUCCACCUCUGGUACUAUGUAUGCGGUGCACUCGGCGUGAAUGCCACACUCUCACAGUCCGACGACAACAAAGACGCCAAGGCUGCGUCGAACAACCUACCUCUUCUUCAGGCGGGAAGCCAUUUCGUCGAGCGGACACGGUACAAAUUGGAUGUUGUUUGGUUCGGAAAGCUGGUGGCUGCCCUUUUCGGGCUCACUCAAGCAGUCGGUACAAUCGUAAUGUACGUACGGCGACUCAACCAUAACGACUACUACUGCCUCGGAUUCGACCACCGCAACGGGGGAAUGGGCAUUGCAUCCGCCAUCUGCGGCGGCAUCAGCAUCAUCGUGCUCUUAUUACGGCUUGACUGGAAAGUCAGCAAGUCGUUCGAGGCCCCAGCGGUCUCGCGUACGCCGUCGCCGAAAACACAGUUUGCGGCCGAAGCUGUUCUGGCCCUGCUCACCCAUCUUGGAAUCGCCUGUGCUUUCGGUGGAGACAACAGAUUUCUUUACUCUUCGGUUGGAUCAAUCGCGUGGCUUUUUACCAAGAAUCUGAAAGUUUUCCUGUACGCCUGGCAAUCGAUCUUACUCCUCAUAUUUGUCCUCGUAUUCCGGAAAGAAAUUGCAAGGAGGAUCGGUAUGAACUUUCCCUCAGUCGGGAAAAGAAUCCAGACUUUGUUUGCCAGUCGGCAAUUCAAAAGAGUCCAAGCUCUGGUCUUAUUCUAUCUUGUCAUGUGGGCUAUUGUGGAUAUCAUCUGGUUAUUCGUUACCGAUAUCAUCAAGCUGGUGCGAGAGAGUCAUCACCCAGACCGGGAUUACUGGUGGCAGGAUCCUAUAUCAGACUCUAUUAUAGUAAUAUGAAAGACCAGGGCAUCAGUCUACUUCUAAUUUAAUGACAACGUUUGACCUACUG
Molecule: messenger RNA, 1250 nt
Organism: Mytilinidion resinicola
Lineage: Eukaryota; Fungi; Ascomycota; Dothideomycetes; Mytilinidiales; Mytilinidiaceae
Exons: 1
Coding region: 77-1198 (373 amino acids)
Source: RefSeq, a predicted model, not a curated record